AUGUUCGGCUCGAUUGGCAUGCCGGAACUGAUCAUCAUCUUCAUCAUCGCGUUGGUCAUCUUCGGCCCGCGCAAGUUGCCGGAGCUUGGCCGCUCUCUGGGCCGUAGCCUGACCGAGUUCAAGCGCGCGUCGAACGACCUGCGGAGCACGCUCGAGGAGGAGAUCCGGGUCGAGGACACGCCCGUUGCCAAACCGCCGAAGCCGAAGGCUGCCGAUCCGGCACAGGUGCCGGGUAACACCGGCACCGGCGCGUAG
Messenger RNA from Geodia barretti, 255 nucleotides. Lineage: Eukaryota; Metazoa; Porifera; Demospongiae; Tetractinellida; Geodiidae. The record is from the annotation of a GenBank genome assembly.